Molecule: messenger RNA, 5355 nt
Organism: Tetranychus urticae (two-spotted spider mite)
Lineage: Eukaryota; Metazoa; Arthropoda; Arachnida; Trombidiformes; Tetranychidae
Source: RefSeq, a predicted model, not a curated record
CUCUAUUAAUAAUAAUAGCUUUUUGAUUAUCUAAGAGUUAUUAUGAUCGAUGUUAGCGUUAAAUUGGAUCAUUUUUUAUACUUUUAUCCUUUUAAAUUUGUUGGUGAUUAUUGUGACAGUAAUAGACAAAGCGAUUAUACAAAUUAACAGAGUUUAAGUCUUAUUAAAAAUCAAUGAUGAUACAUUUACAGUUGAAUUGGUUUCCUCCGUCUUGUUGGCAUAAAUAUUGAAUAAAUUACAAAUUAUGCCUGAAAGUACAUCUUCCCUGUUUGGUUUCAACUUGAAAGUAAGUAAAAUUUUUCAGGGGAAAAAGUGGUGAAGUGAAAGCAUGGAAAAUGAAACGCAAAAGGAGGGAAAGACGAGAAAAAAGAUGGAAAGCAAAAACUAAUACUAUGUUAAUAAGUAUUUACUGAUUUAGUAAAUUGUUAAAGUAAAUUUAUUUUUCUCACCAUUUGUUAUUACAUUGAAAGUAACAUCUUCUUUCAACAAGAUUAUAUGAGUUGAUUCAGAAAUGUGUGUGUAACAAGCGAACAAGAAAGUAAUGUGAAAUAAGAUACAUGGGAAUACAAACACUUUUAAAAUUCACUUCAUCAUAAAUACAUAUCCUUUUUUUUUUUUACCAUGAAGACAAUUUACAAGACAAGUUAAUCCAAUUUGGCUUAUCCAGAAAGCGUUCCCUGAAAUAAUCAUAAUAAUAUAAUAACACCGUUGACUACAAUUAUUGUGAUAAUGUUGGCGAUCAUUAAGCUUGUCAACAACACAUUUAAAGAGGCACAAAUCUUGUAUCUUCCAUCAUCAUCUUCAAAUGUAUAUUAAACAAAUGGCUUGUUAACCAAAGGAUCCAUCCUUUGCUCACUAAUCUCAUUAGGAAUCUGCUUCACCACCUCAUCUGAAUUCAUCAAGUUUCAUCCUCAUCACUUUCAUGUUAUUAUUCAUUUCAACAUCAGUUUAUCAACUCAAGUUAACAACAGGAGCAGUAGCAAAAGCAACAUGCAAGGCAACAAAAAAGAAGAGACAAUAUUAAUAAAAAUAUUCCCCUAAUCAUGAUCGUCUUCAUCGUCUCCAUCAUCAUCAUCAUCCAAUAUAUGUUACAUUUUGGUUCUCUCUUCUCUAUAAAAAUCGAUCAAUCUGUCGACGGAAUAAAUAUAUUCCCAGUUAUCAUUUCUUUACAUAAUACAUAUAUUAAUAUUACUGAAAUAUAUGCUUCCAAUUUUAUAUUAUUCAUUACAUUCAUCCAUUCACACAAAAUGGUGAUGAUGGCGAUGAGGAGCGACAGGAAAAAAAAGAUGAUGACAACCAGAACGAUAAAGCGACUAAGAAAAUGAUGAUAACCCAUUUUGUUAAAUUAAUACUAAAUAAUGGGUUGAUAUUAUGACAGUCUAAGCUGUUAAAGAAAGGAUCGUAAAUAGGAUCAUCUCGAUUAAGGAGAAGAACAAAUAAACAUAACCUUCUUAUCAUCCUUUUCCCCAUUUUAUCUCUCUUCCUCACCUCCUUUUCCUCCUCCUUUGCCUUCUCAUCAUUCUCAUCUUCCCGGCUCAUUUAAUCACAAUGAACAUUUUACACUUUUUUCAAGAAAAAAAACUCCAUACUAAUAUAUUUUUCUUCAUUUUUACUCUAGAUAAGGAUAAAUCAAGGGAACAAAUCUCAGACGAUUGAACACAUUUGUAAUACAAUUUACACUAACAUUCAGUUGAUCAAUGGUUUUGUCAUCAUCAUCAUCUCGGAACUUCUUUUCAUCACAACUUCAUCAUUGCCGCCACCACCACAACCACCAUCAUCAUCAUCAUCAGCAUCAUUUUUUUUCUUAGAAUUCAUUUUUCAUUGAAAAUCUUUUCUUUUCUUUUCUUGUUACAAAUCUUUUCAAAUGUUCCUUCAUCAUUCCCUUUCACCCUCCUCAGUUCCUUUUCCUCUUUCUUUCAUCCCUUGCAUUUCCAAUCUUGAGAGAUUUUUUUCCAUGAAAGAUUUCUCUCUUUCUCCUUUUCUGUCUCACUUUCAGAAGUGGAAAUGAAAAAGAAGAGAAAAUGAUGAAGUAAAAGAAGAAAAAGAAUCCAUCAACUGAUUUUAAUAACAAUAUAAGUUACCUUUUCAUCUUGCUCUUCAUCAUGCCAAUGUACAACAAUUCACUUAACACACAUUCUUCAUCAUCAACAUCAUUAUUUCUUCUUCUUCUUCACCAUCCUUUUUUUCUCUUCUUUCAUCCUUCCUUUGAUUCAAUUCAUAUUCACAGUAACAUAGAUAUUCAAUGUUUCAUGAAACAUUGAAAUUUAGCAUGAAAAAAAAGUUGAACUGAAUAAGGAUUGUAAUAGAAAUGUGUAUAAAACUCUAUUUUUCUACUCCUUCCUUUAGAUCUCAAUAGAUAAUUCAAUAUAUAAUUUUGUCACAAUAAUUCCUUUACUAUUUAACAAACAAUUUUACUUCUUUUUUUCAUCUUACCUUUUUUAUCCUCCCUUUCCCAUGCAAACAAAAUGAUAAUCAUAUUUCAAAAGGCUUUCCUUUCUGAGUUCAAUUUUUAUUUCAUCCAUUCUUUUGUAUUUCAAUCCAACUUGAAAGUGAAAGUUUAUUUCACUUUUCCUUUUUUCAGUGAAAAAAAUGAUAUUAACAUUUAUCUAUGUUCAUACCGUUUAGAUUUUUUUAAAUGUUAAUAUUAUUGGUCUCAACCUUGUAUCAAUAGAGGAACAAGAAAAAAAUAUCCAAUAUUACCUGUAAUUCCCAAAUCCAAGGAUUAUGUUAAUGUUAAAGUGACAACCAAAGUGGAAGGAAGAAUUGAAAUGUCAGGCCGAGAAGCAAGCCAAAAUUGAAGCCAAUUAUGAAUUUAACUAGCAGAAUCAUGGAAUACUUUGGAUAAUCAAACAUUUUAACUGUCAAUUAGUCUUGAUUCAAUCAAUUUCAGUGGAAAUCACUUUCAAUGUCAACCUCUAUCGCCGAAACCAAAAGCACAAUCGUUUUCAAAUACAAUGUUGCAUUGAAAAUCUAAUUUUUCUGGUGAUUUUACCCUAAAGGAUUGAAACCAUUUCAACAUACAAAUAUUUUCACAAUCAUAAUUUUACCAAAGAAAAGCCAAGAUGACAAUGAUGUUACCAAAGAAGAUGCAGAGGGAAGAGUAAAAAAAGAUGGAAAGAUGCGAAACAAGGAAAAAAGAAAGGCGUAAUAAUAGGAAAAUCGAAAGUUUCCAACCUUUUAUAUCCUGAAUUGUCUCUCAAUGCGUGCUGUGAAUCUCAUCAGGAAUAAACAACAUUUAAAUCUGGUCCAUUGAAACAUCAACAAAUCAGAUAUUUUGUUGGAACUCAACUCAAUUGGAUUAAAGUUAAAAUCAAAGACAAAUCUGGUCAAUAUGACUGAAGGGAAAAACGGCUCAUCAGAUAACCCAGAAAACGUCAAAAAUGAUUUAACUGGUUGCUGUGUUAAAUCACGUUUACCUAAAGAUUUGAAAAUAAAAUGUGGACAAUUAUUUGGACCCUUUACUGAUCCCCUGCAAUGGUUGGCCAUUAAAUGUACUGAACCUUCGACAGCCAAUAUCAAUACGAUUGAUCGAAAAUCAGUUGAUCUUUUCAACAAGAUUGACAUUGCCAGAGACAGUAAGGAACAAAAUAUGGAAAUCAUUUUGGUCAAUGGACAAUUUUACUUUCGAUCAACUGUUUCAAUUGAUGCCCUUUCAUCAUCUUCCUCAUCGUCAUCCAAUAAUUCCAGUAAACUAUUAGCUUGGUUUGAUGAAGAUCUUAAUUCAAGAUUACCUAUGGCAUCAAUGGCAACCCUAAAUGGAUCCAAAAGAUAUUAUUGUAGUUUAUGUAAUCAAGUUUCGCUCUAUCCUAAUCCAGUUGUAAUUCAUAUAUUAUUUGAAUGUCCCAAAAGGCAUGAAAUUCUAGUUCCUUACAUGAAAAUAUCAAAUAUCAAAGCAAAUGACCAUCGUGAAAUCAAAGGAGAAGUUGUCUCUUCAUCAUCAUCAGGACCAUCUGCAUCUUUCAAUCAACCUUCAAUCGCCAACAACAAUCAAAGCAAAACUACAUCAACUGUAGUUACCAAAAAAAGGAGUUUCGAUAUUGAUUCAUUGGUAAAUGAUGAUAAAUUCAUUGAAGAUGCUGGUAAAAAGAGUCGACUGUACAAUGAAAUGAUCACUGAAUUUAAUAAUGCUCAUAAUUUUCAUCCAGCUGAAUCGAUUCCUCUAAUGAAUUCCCUAUCACCUUUAAGCCUGACAUCAGCUUCCAAUCGAUUAAUAUCACCUCCAUCACCAAAUAGUCAACCGAGUGCUUUUCGUAAAGUUGAUAAAUCAAAUCGUCACCUAACUGGAAUUAACCUUGCCAUUAAUCACAAUCUUCUUCCGCAACAUCAGCAAACUCCUUCUUCCAAUCAUCAACCUUCGCCACAUCAUUUGUUUGAUUUUGCUUCUUUAACAUCACUUUAUAGCCGAGGAUUAAACUGUGAAUUAUCAUCAACUCUUUUUUCUGGUCAUUCUAAUUUUGUGCCAACCGGAUUACCAAAUCCACUUUUAUCUCCCACUCAACCACCAACUCCAUCUUCAUCUUCCUCAUCUUCGUCAGGCUCUUCAUCAUCAACAGCAUUUCUUUCAACCUCAUCAGGAGCCCACUUUCUGGCUUCAUCAUCAAUCCCAGGUCCCAUCUCAUCGUCGCCUUCAUCUUCAUCACCCUCUCCAUCAUCAGCAGGGCGAGGUGAAGUAUCAACCGGACCAAUAUCAUCAAUUCCGACAUCUUCUUCUUCCUCAACCUCUUCAAACUCAACAGCAAAUAACAAUUCCAAGUCAAUGAUUCCAGCAUCGUUGUUGCCCUUUUUACCUCCAUCGUUAGCAGCUUUAUCCUUUCCUCAAACAAAUUGGUGUGCUAAAUGUAAUGCUACCUUUCGCAUGACUUCUGACCUCGUUUACCACAUGAGGAGUCAUCAUAAGAAGGAAGUUUCAGCUGAUCCAUUGAAAAAGAAACGAGAAGAGAAACUGAGAUGCAAUAUUUGUGGUGAAUCUUUCAGAGAACGACAUCACUUAACUCGACACAUGACUAGUCAUCAAUAAUUUUGUAAAUUUAUGCAAACAUUUUCCUGGUCAUAUUCCUAUGAUAUAAAUGAUUCCACAUCUUCAUCCUAUUUUGACCUGUUUUUGCAUUUCUUUUUCUGUGAUCCUAUUCUAGUCAUAAUUAGUAGGAUUUAAAAGAAUCAAACUUUUUUAAUUUAAGUCACCCUUAAUACUGGAUACAAUUAGGCAAACAAAAAAGUUGAAUCAUAAUUUAUAACCUGUACAGUUUUGAUUGUCCCUUUGGAAGCCAAUUUUAUUCUAAUGUGAAUUACAGUUUUUGUCUUAUCAAAUUGCAAUUGUGAAAAUAAAAUAAAUCAAAAGAAUCGAUUGUCACAAAA